Molecule: messenger RNA, 599 nt
Organism: Saprolegnia diclina VS20
Lineage: Eukaryota; Oomycota; Saprolegniomycetes; Saprolegniales; Saprolegniaceae
Exons: 2
Coding region: 63-548 (161 amino acids)
Source: RefSeq, a predicted model, not a curated record
UGCGAAAGGGCACUCUUCGCGGCGCUUGGCCAAAGUCGAAUUUGCCCCACAACGCGCAAGCCAUGGACCACGGACCGACCGCGAUGGCGCAACCCAAUGUCAACCUUGACGGCAUCGUCACGGGCCGCUGGAAGAUUGCGAUCUUUGGCUGCUUUGACACGUGUAUUCCCAACACGGUCAUGGUGACGUUUUGCCCGUGCGUGAGCAUUGCGCAAGUCACGACGCGCAUCGGAUACGGCCAGUACCUGCACGUGCUCCUCGCGUCCUUCUUCUUCUACAUCAUGUACCUCAUUGCGUGCUUCGUCAAGGCAUCGUGGUUCCGGAGCAUCGUCGGCAUCCUCGGCUUUGUCAUGUUCCUCUUCAUGUGGCACCUGCGCUUCAAGGUACGCGGCCUCUUCCACAUCCCUGGCUCGAUCGUCGAGGACGGGCUCUGCGCGCUCUUCUGCGGCUGCUGCUCGCUGGCGCAAAUGGCAACCCACGUCGAGUCGUACAAGCCCGGCGACUGCCAGUUCGAAGCUCGCGCGACGCUUCCGUCGUAUCAAGUCUAACUGCGCGCGCUUUCCAGUACCCUCGUCAACAUGCAUAUGGUUUUCUGUGUC